CAAAUAACAAUUUUUGACGCUAGUUACAAAAUUAUUAAUGUUAUAUAUACACAAAAGGGCCAGUGAACGAUUUAUUUUUUUGGGGGCGAGGGCGAGGCAGAGUGAGGCGGGCGAGGUACCUGGGCGGCUGCUGCUGUGUCUGUCUCGUGUCUCCUGCAGUCAUGUCUUGUCCCUCGCAACGCUUCCUUGAGCGGCAACGUAGAGACCCUACGUACCGAUUUGUCAGGAGGGUAAUGAAGAAAGUUAUUAAUGGCAUGUUUGAAGAAUUCGUUGACGAGCAGUUUGAUAAGAUAGUUCUCAUAGAGCUAAAGCAAUUAUGGAAAGAGAAGUAUGCAGCUGAGGCGAAAAUGAAUAAUUCGAAGUCUGAAACUAAUGCAUCAACUAAUUGUCUACAGCUGGAGCCUAUAGGUGCAGAGUUUCUCACGCCAGUGCAGGUAAUGCCAGCUGAAGGUGCCACGGUGCCCAUUAUAACCAAUGAAAAUGUGCUGGAAUCACGAAUUAUGAAAUAUGCAAUGAGGCUAAUGAACAGACUUCUUGAUACUGAUAUGAUUGAGCAGGAUGAUAAACAUGAAGACACCAUCUUGAACUUUGAAGAUAUUAAGGAACUUGAUGGCAUCACCGAGAAUAUUGAUUCAAGUGAAGAUGACAGCACAUCUCAGGAGGAGGAAGAGGAGGAAGAGGAGAAGGAAGAGGAGAAGAAAGAGGAGGAGGAAGAGGAGAAGAAAGAGGAGGAAGAGGAGAAGAAAGAGGAGGAGGAAGAAGAGGAGGAGGAGGAGGAGGAGGUGGAGAGGUCAAUUUGUAGUGACGACGAUGAGACUGAGGAUGAAGUACCACGCAUGUUUGAUACUGAUAAUAUAGUUUUUUGCCAAAUUAAAAAGAUACGUCGAAUGAAAACUAGAUGGACUAUUUUUUUGGAAAAUUGUAUCGCAUCAGUGAAUGGGAAAGAAUAUUUCUUCAAGAAAGGAAUAGCAAAUGGGCGUUUUUUAAAUUAAACAUGUUUUGUAAGUUUUUGUAUAUUUAACUAUAUUUUGAUGGAAAUAAAUUUUAUUUGAACUGAAGGCAUUGUUUAUUUCAUUAAGGUCGGCAAUAGAGUUCAAUGAUUGUAAAAUCUUAUUUUGUACGGUUUUGCCAUUAAGUUAGCCAUUUGUCAUAGUGUGAUCAGUUAGCCAUUUGUCAUAGUGUGAUCAGUGCUAGUGUGGUGGCAGACAUAAUACUUGAUAGCAGUAGCUGUUGACAUCUACUGAGUACAAAACACUGAAGUAAAUUGAAUUAUGUUGAAGAAUGAAACAUUAUUUCAGUGUUCGUUACUCCUCAUGCCUUUUUGAGAGCGCCAGGUUCUGACCCAUGGUCUCUGGUAGGCUAAAACUCCAUCGAUUGACUGUUGACACGGUCUAAUAUAUACACAUCAGCCCAGUAUAGCUCCAGGGAGCCUCUGGGUCUCGCCCAGAAAAUGGCGUUUUCUUACAUUCAAUGCUGGUUUUUUGUAACUAGAAAUAAGAGAUUUAUUAAAAAAUCCAGAGAUGUUUUUAGUAAAGUAGUAUUUUUAACAUACAAAGUUCAUUUUUGGCCAAUAUUUUUAUUUUACAAUAUUGAAUUAUAAAUUAACAUUGCUAGUUAUAGUAUUGCAACUCAGUGAGACACUCAGGAAUUUUCUUAUGAGGGAUGGGGGGAUAAGGCAAAUAUAUUGUACUUAUUUAUUUAUUUGUGUUUAUAUUUAUGCAAAAAACGAACAAUGGAUUUAGUAUAUAACUUCUUAAGUGCUAGGCAUAAACAUUUCUAUAAAAGCAAAAGAGUUGAUGCAGACUUCUGUAAAUGGUUGAAUGUGUGCACAUUAACUACAAGCUUUUAAUUAGAUUACCGGUAUUUUGAUUUAUACAGUAUUACAUUAACAAAAUUUAUGUAUUAAUAUUUAUGUAAAAAGUAUUACAAAAAUUUAAGUUAAUAAUUUUUUUUUAUUCAAUCCUAAUGUUUUGAUAUGUGAUUGCACAAUUACCAGCUUUGUUAAAUUUAUGCAUUUUAUUCCAGAUUCACUUUACCAAACACACUAUGGGAAGGUAUUAACAGUAAUUUCAAAUGCAGGAUUCAAGUUGAUCCAACCAGUAUGGUCUCUCGUCAGAGGCAGGAAGCCUGUACGUAGACUUGUCAAGGUCUUCCCAUGCCAACUGCUGACUUCGCAGUUUCCAUGGGUGCAGAGCAUUUUUUUUUUAUCUUGACGCUCAACCAACUUGUCUCUGGCAUUCAUUUUACUACAUGUCAGAUCAUUUUUUUUAUUGUCAAACAUACACACACACAGACACAUGUACCCUUGAGUACCUAAAUGAACCUGAGAGACAUUAGAGAGAACUUUUUUAGUGUCAGAGUAGUUAACAAA
Messenger RNA from Procambarus clarkii (red swamp crayfish), 2371 nucleotides. Its product is annotated as merozoite surface protein 9-like. Gene Ontology annotation, cellular component: transcription factor TFIIA complex. The record is from RefSeq and is a predicted model, not a curated record. Gene Ontology annotation, biological process: transcription by RNA polymerase II; transcription initiation at RNA polymerase II promoter. Lineage: Eukaryota; Metazoa; Arthropoda; Malacostraca; Decapoda; Cambaridae.